AUGCUGCUGCAGGACUUCCUCAGCGUGCAUGUGGAUGCCACCAAUGCGCCCUGGCAUGCGCGGGCGCCCACCCGCCGCGGCCUUGCGCAUGGCUUGAGGAGACGGGCUGUAGGUAGGAACUUCCAGCUGCCCCCGAAGAAGGCUGAUGGGCCUACGACAUCUGCCACGACCACUCCAGGCUCCUGA
This is a messenger RNA of Parastagonospora nodorum SN15, 186 nucleotides long. RefSeq lists its product as hypothetical. Lineage: Eukaryota; Fungi; Ascomycota; Dothideomycetes; Pleosporales; Phaeosphaeriaceae. The transcript is spliced from 2 exons. The coding region runs from base 1 to 186 and encodes 61 amino acids. The record is from RefSeq and is a predicted model, not a curated record.